This is a messenger RNA of Acomys russatus (golden spiny mouse), 2280 nucleotides long. RefSeq names its product solute carrier family 38 member 2 (gene Slc38a2). NCBI's taxonomy places the organism in Eukaryota, Metazoa, Chordata, Mammalia, Rodentia, Muridae. Gene Ontology annotation, molecular function: L-glutamine transmembrane transporter activity. The record is from RefSeq and is a predicted model, not a curated record. Bases 213 to 1724 code for a protein of 503 amino acids. Gene Ontology annotation, biological process: amino acid transmembrane transport; L-glutamine transport. The transcript has 16 exons.
AUAUAUAUAUAUUUUUAAAGGACCCGUCACUGCUACUAUUUGUCUGGUUUCACGAUUUUUGGUGCCACUGGGACAGCCCGCGAGGAGACGCUGCCGUGAGGAGGGCCAGCUCCGAGGGAGAGCACCGAGGCAGCCUCGAGGGCCAGUGCGCCGCCAAGGACAAAAGGAAGCCCGCGCCGCACGCCGCCGCACACCGUUCCUCCCGGAUCAGCAUGAAGAAGACCGAAAUGGGAAGGUUUAACAUCUCCCCGGAUGAGGACAGCAGCAGCUACAGCUCCAACAGUGACUUCAACUACUCGUACCCCACCAAGCAGGCUGCUCUGAAAAGCCAUUAUGUGGACGUGGAUCCUGAAAACCAGAACUUUUUACUUGAAUCCAAUUUGGGGAAGAAGAAGUACGAAACAGACUUUCAUCCAGGUACUACUACCUUUGGAAUGUCAGUAUUUAAUCUGAGCAAUGCGAUUGUGGGCAGUGGAAUCCUUGGGCUUUCUUAUGCCAUGGCUAAUACUGGAAUUGCUCUUUUUAUAAUUCUCUUGACGUUUGUGUCAAUAUUUUCCUUGUAUUCUGUUCAUCUCCUCUUGAAGACUGCCAAUGAGGGAGGAUCUUUAUUAUAUGAACAGUUGGGACAUAAGGCGUUCGGACUGGCUGGAAAGCUAGCAGCCUCCGGGUCCAUCACAAUGCAGAACAUCGGAGCUAUGUCAAGCUACCUCUUCAUAGUGAAAUAUGAGUUACCUUUGGUGAUCAAGGCAUUAAUGAACAUUGAAGAUACGACUGGGUUGUGGUAUCUGAACGGUGACUACCUGGUCCUGUUGGUGUCGUUGGUGCUUAUUCUUCCUUUGUCGCUGCUGAGGAACCUAGGGUACCUGGGGUACACCAGUGGUCUCUCCUUGCUGUGCAUGGUCUUCUUUCUGAUUGUGGUGAUCUGCAAGAAAUUCCAGAUCCCUUGCCCCGUAGAGGCUGCUCUGAUUAACGAAACUGUGAAUGGCACCUUGACCCACACGGCCCUGGCAGUUCUGGCACCCAACACCACCGCAGCUGACUGUUGCAAGCCACGUUAUUUUAUCUUCAACUCGAAGACGGUGUACGCGGUGCCCAUCCUGACCUUUUCCUUCGUCUGCCAUCCUGCUGUUCUCCCCAUCUAUGAGGAGCUCAAAGGCCGGAGCCGGAGAAGGAUGAUGAACGUGUCCAAGAUUUCUUUCUUCGCCAUGUUCCUGAUGUACCUGCUUGCUGCCCUCUUCGGAUACCUGACAUUUUACGAGCAUGUGGAAUCGGAAUUGCUUCAUACCUACUCUUCAAUCGUGGGGACCGACAUUCUGCUGCUUGUUGUCCGUUUGGCUGUGUUGGUGGCCGUCACCCUCACGGUGCCAGUGGUUAUCUUCCCGAUCCGGAGUUCCGUCACUCACCUGCUGUGUGCUGCAAAGGAUUUCAGUUGGUGGCGUCACAGUGUCAUCACCGUGUCUAUCUUGGCCUUUACCAAUUUGCUUGUCAUCUUUGUCCCUACGAUUAGAGACAUCUUUGGUUUCAUUGGGGCGUCGGCGGCGGCGAUGCUGAUCUUCAUCCUCCCGUCUGCCUUCUACAUCAAGUUGGUGAAGAAAGAACCCAUGAGAUCCGUGCAGAAGAUUGGGGCUCUGUGCUUCCUGCUGAGUGGCAUAGUGGUGAUGAUGGGCAGCAUGGCCUUGAUUGUUCUGGAUUGGGUACACAACGCCUCUGCAGGUGGCCACUAAUGCGCCACGGACGACGCUGCUCGCUCAGAGACUUCACCUGACGCUUUCCGUUCACUUCCUUUUGAAGUGCAGGUCCCUCGCUGGUUCUUCUGGAUGCAGAAUAAGUGAACUUUUCUUUCUUUUUGGUUUUUUGUUUUUUUUUUUUACAUUUUAUUUUAGAAGAAACUUAUCUGUGUGUUAGGGAAUGGAGAUGAACAACGAAACCACGAGUCUCGGGUUAAGGGAAGUGACAAUUUAUUCCAUUCCAGAGAAUGGACGAACUUUUAACUUUUAUCAAGCCACAUGUUUGGCUGUGUCAUUGUUUAACUUGGAUAUUUUAUGAUUUUACUUGAAUGUGCCUAACGGAACCAUUCGAUGUGAGAAACACUUCUUAAUUUACAGCAAAGUAUUGAAAUACGCAUUGAGAAAAAAACACUUAUUUUUUGUACCAAAAAAAUACUUUAAAAGACCUCAGAAGCACUAUUUUACUUUGAAGAAAUUGCAUUUUUUUGAACUUUAUCCAGAACCAGUUGUCAAUAAACUCCAUAAAACAAUUUCAUUGAUAUUUAAAAGUGAA